GAACUCACUCCUAUGCGAAAACUGAGUUGUGUUCGCAGACGUUCUAGCAUGCAUAAGACAUUACACUCAAGAUUUUGUAAAAAUCAUGAACUCAUUAUAAUUUUUUUGAAAAAUAUACUUUGUAUUAUUUGUAAAAACGUGCUUGUACAACUGCACUUUUCCUGUUGAUGCCUUUUAACACCUCACUGCAGACGCCGAGAACGCGCAUCGAACACGGAUCACGCACAUUGCGCUCGUUAUGACGAACGACGUGAGGCUCCGCCCACGGGUGAAAUGAAGAGUUUUUAGGGAGACGGGUCUUCCACAUGAUGCUAUCUUGUGACAAGAGAGAGAGAGUGACGUUUUAUGUGCAUGAGUCCUGGACCAGUAACUAUGUCAAAUUACACAUUCAGUAACUAUUAAACAAGCACUGUUAACCUAAUGCCGUUGUUUUAGACAUUGUUCUGUUGGUUAUUAAAGUUUUUCUAGAUAGCAAUCUAAAUCGGAAAUCUUUGCAACAUUCUAACCUUUAUACCAUCCACAAUCAUCAACGCUGCUGGUGAUCCGAAGACUGUUGCGAGUCGCAUUUGGAUACAUUCCGACAUUUCUGUCAAAGAACCAUGAACAGAAGAGCGUGUCGCAUGAAUGGUGGUAGAGAAGAUGACAUUCGCCAAGGCGAAUCUGGAUCACAACCCACUAUGGGAAUGAUUACGCUGGAGGACUUGGAUGCAUUUAACGAGGAUGAGUUCAGUACAGACCUCGGUGGCAGCAGAGAUGAGGAACACGAAGUUACUGAAGACCAGGGUCAGGAUCUGUUGAACUACUGGCAGGACAUUGGCAGAGGACACCAUAUUGACGUUCCCCAGGCCCUAAUAACAAGCCUUAGUAACCCCACCAUCCCCCUCCUUCAAGACAUGGCGCAGCCUAUUCAGCAGCUCACCUCAAGUACGGGGAGCACGAGGGACAGGGAGACAGCCCCGUAUACUCUGGUCACGCGCAAUGAGAAGUCUGGACGUGUAGUGUAUGAGAAGCGCGUCUACCAGAAGGCCACCUGGGCCUGUAUCACCAUGCGUGAGGACACGUACGAGCAGAGCAUCUGUGUUGGCUUCAUGAAGCUCAUGAGAUAUAUCUGCAAGCAGAAUACCUUAGGUAUCUACCUGGGCAUGACCCUUCCCAUUGUAACCGUGGUCAUGACCGAUGACUCCCGCUCGCGCCUGUCCAGAGAGGUUCGAGUGGGUUACUACUUGCCCUCCCACCACCAGGACCACCCCCCCAUGCCCUUUGAUCCUGACAUCACCAUGGAGACAUGGCCUACCACCGUGGUUUACAGCAGACCAUUCAGUGGCCCCACUACUGUGACCUCUAUCCUAGAGGAGAUCCAUGGCCUGGCUGAAGUGCUGGACUCUCCAGAGCUCUAUGUAAACAACUGUUUCAUUAUAGCCGGCUACACCAGCCUUGCAGCCGCCCACAGACAUAACGAAGUCUGGUUCCUGGAACAUUGCUGAUGUGGCUAGAUAACAAUACAUUUCACAUAAAAAGUUUUUUUUUUAUAAAGAGUAAACUUUUGCAUUCUAUUGAAAGGAAGCACAGCAAACCCAGUCAAAAGAUUAAACCAAACCAAAAGCACGGUGAUUUCUUAGAUUGCAUACAGUUUGUUGGAGUACCGGAAGUUGUGUACACAAGUAGUGUAUGCGUCUUUUCUAAAGGUAUUUUAACAAAGCCACUGUCUCAGGCAGAUAUUAAAAGUUUCAUUGGUUGUAUCCAAAACCUGGCACUGCAAACAGUAUGCCCUACCAAUUAAGGUACUAACCAUCAUCUCAGCAUACAAUCAAUAGUGAUUCUACACCUCCCUUCAACAGCCUGUACAUUUUUCUGCCUUAAAUACUUCUCACAAAAAGUAAUGUAUUACUCUAGCAACCUAUAAAACUUAUCUUAACCAUUUUCGAAGUAAGUCAUUUCAGAGUUGGCACAUAAGCUCCAUCCUCUCCAUUGAUUCAACUAAUCACAUUCAUUUCUGUCUUCAGGGCAGAUCUGCAUCUAGGAUGUUUGAGUAAAUAAAGCCUGCAACAUCAAAGCGCUCCCUCUGCUGCUGGGCUGUGGUCAUAGAGUCGAACAUAUGACUGCUGCCCAAAAGUCUGUUUAGGAAUGAGGGGUGCUGUAAAGGACCAACUAGGUGGGACUUCCUGUAGGUUGAGGGAAGGGUCACAUAAUUCCAUUCUGGAAAAAUUCAGAAGGAUCAGACAAUAAAGUAUACUUGUGAGCAAACAUUCCAUAACAUCAGAGAUGGAAGAUGAAGUAAAACAUCAUAUUGCAAUAUGAUGCUGUUUCAAAUACAGUCAAGGAACUUAGCUUAUCAGACCCAGGUGCUUUUACAUUGGUGCCUACGUUGAGACACCCCCCAUUAUGAACCAGACUGGAAAUGACCCUUUUACUUCAAUGGUAAAAAGCAUGAGUAAAUUAUCUUCAUCUUUGACUGCUGUUGGCAGUAAAAUGCCAACCUUGGCUUUAUACCUGUUCAAACAACACACACCAGAUGGCAGUAUGUUUGUUUACUCGAUCAUAGAAGUAGUAGAACAACAUGAACUACUUCAGAAUGGAGACGGCCUCGGUCACUCUGUCCAUGCACUUUCUGACAACACCAUAAUCAAACAGCUUUGAUUUCUUCAAACAUGUCUACAAGCUAGUGUUCUCCAGCCAUACUAAGGCUGAGGAAGCAUACAUAUUCUUGUGUUUUUCACUUGGCUGUUGAAAAUAACUGUAAUGAAACUCUGUUUUAAUUAAAGCUGUCUUGACAGAUUUAGGUAGAUAAACCUAUUGUUUGUGUUUACUUGGCCAGGUCUUGUGCAUUUGAGUAUGUGAAUCAUCAGACAGAAGAGGCGUGAUGUUUCCUGAGUGUCCAGUCAACAUGCUAUUUUAUUGUGCUACAGUUUGUUUUAAACUGCUAUCAUAUGAACUUACAUAAUAACAGGUGUUCACACCCAUCUUCCAUUCUAAUUGCAUUAUAGCUAGUAGAGUCAGUUUGGGCAGGGGGUUACAGUUCUCCCUGUUAUCACAGUAUUUUAUAUUUAUAUUUCUAGCCAGCCAUGCUUAUGAAUGCCAAAUUCCAGUAAAUAUUAAAAAAGGAAUACCUGGUUUUCCAGGAUUUCAGGGAAAUGUAGGAGGAUUACCAAAACAUUGCAAUACUAUUGCUAAAUCCCAACCCAACACCUAUUCCAUUUACUCUACCCCCCGCUCUCCAUUUACAGUCACGCGAGCCUCCGCCAUUUGCACAUUGUGUCCCAAUUCGGCUAAUUACAAUUCCAGCGAGUGUACACCGAUGCACCCUACAUGAGCAAAAUUACAUCAUAUAAGGAUUCAUGUUAUGUUUGAGCUUGUGCAUUUUCACACAGAAAGCAUGAAUGGGCGUACUAAAUUAUAUGACAAACUCAUGUACGUCUCAUUUCGAGACUUAUGAAGCAUCUAAAAUGAAUUCUCAAUUGUUAAUGAGGUUUAUUUCUUCAUGAACUAUAGGAGGGAUUUGGUCAUGUGAAUGUUGUGCACAUUUUAUUAUUUAAAAGUGGAACAUAAUUUCCAUCAAUCAAGUCAAGUGUGUGUUCCAAAGUUGAUGUAUUUAUUAAACCCCUAACCACUCUUUUGAAGUCACCCAUUGUUUUUGUCAGCCUCUGAGGAAGUGCGUAGUGGAUGGGUUUGGAUUGGGAUCCAAAGUGUAUCACUCAGGCCUAAUUCAAGUGUUUAUAAAUCUAAUGUAAUAUUUUCUGUUAUAUAUGUUUUCUCAUUUAUUUCAGCUAAAAGCUGUUGUAGGAACCAACA
Molecule: messenger RNA, 3789 nt
Organism: Esox lucius (northern pike)
Lineage: Eukaryota; Metazoa; Chordata; Actinopteri; Esociformes; Esocidae
Product: heme-binding protein 1
Exons: 5
Coding region: 600-1484 (294 amino acids)
Source: RefSeq, a predicted model, not a curated record